Molecule: messenger RNA, 4160 nt
Organism: Triticum dicoccoides
Lineage: Eukaryota; Viridiplantae; Streptophyta; Magnoliopsida; Poales; Poaceae
Product: putative disease resistance protein RGA4
Exons: 3
Coding region: 76-3810 (1244 amino acids)
Molecular function (GO): ADP binding
Source: RefSeq, a predicted model, not a curated record
CGCGUCUUGCUUAGACCAUUUUCUUCUCCACCUCACUUCUGCUUCCCUGUGUUCUUGCAAGUCCCUGGUGUUCCGAUGGCGGAGGUGGUGGCCACCAUGGUGGUCGGACCACUGCUCAAAAUCGUGAUGGGGAAGGCGUCCAGCUACCUCCUUGACAAGUACAAGGUGUUGAAGGGCAUGGAGAAGCAACAUGAGAUCCUGAUGCGCAAACUGCCUGCCAUCCAGGACAUCAUCACCGAUGCCGAGCAGGAAGCAGGACACAGAGAAGGGGCAGCUGCCUGGCUCCAGGCCAUCAAGAAGGUGGCUUACCAGGCAAAUGAAGUCUUCGACGAGUUCAAGUACGAGGCGCUUCGUCGUAAGGCCAAAAAGGAGGGGCACUACAACGACCUUGGCUUCAGUGUGGUAAAACUCUUUCCCACACACAACCGUUUCAUAUUCCGUAACAGGAUGGGAAGAAAGCUCCACAAGAUUGUGCAGGCUGUUGAGGUCCUUGUGGCUGAAAUGAAUGACUUUGGCUUUAAACAUCAGCAACAACCGUUGGUAUCCAAGCAGUGGCGGCAGACAGGUCAUGAUAUCUUCGAUCCAAAGGAAAUGAUCCGCAAAUCAAGAGAAAAGGAUAGUAAGGAAAUUGUUGAUACACUAGUUGGGCAAGCUAACAAUGUAGAUCUCACAGUUGUUCCCAUUGUUGGAAUAGGGGGUUUGGGUAAGACCACAUUAGCACAACUCGUUUACAAUGAAUCUGCUAUUCAGAAGCAUUUCAAUUUGCUGCUAUGGGUGUGUGUCUCUGACAUCUUUGAUGUGGAUUCAUUGGCUAAAAGUAUAGUCGAAGCAGCUCCCCCGAAGAAGGAUGAUGGUGAAGAAGCAGCUGGUACAAAAGCAGCAACUGCCUCCAAGAAGACACCACUAGAUAUCCUUCAGAAUUUAGUGAGUGGACAAAGGUACCUUCUUGUAUUGGAUGAUGUCUGGACACGAGAGGUUGAUAAAUGGGAAGAGCUCAAGGACCGCCUUAAACAUGGUGGUAGUGGUAGUGUGGUCUUGACAACAACCCGUGAUAAAGGAGUGGCUGACAUAUUCGGCACUGUUAAAGCUUAUAAUCUCGUACCUUUGGAUGAUAAAUUCAUAAAGGAAAUUAUCGAGACAAAAGCAUUCGGUUAUUUUCAGAGGAAAGAAGAUAUACCCAAUGCGUUGAUGAAUAUGGUUGAUGAGAUUGUGAAGAGAUGUGUUGGCUCUCCUUUAGCUGCAACGGCACUGAGCUCAGUACUGCGCAACAAGACCAGUAAAGAAGAAUGGGAGGUAUUAAGUAAAACCAGUAUUUGCACUGAUGAGACUGGAAUCUUACCAAUACUCAAGCUCAGUUACAACGACUUGACACCACGUAUGAAGCAAUGCUUUGCGUUUUGUGCUAUAUUUCCUAAAGAUUACAAGAUUGAUGUGGAAAAACUGAUCCAACUAUGGAUUGCACAUGGCUUUAUCAUCGAAGACAAACAAGUUCGUCUUGAAACCAUUGGGAAACAAAUUUUCAAUGAGCUGGCCUCAAGGUCGUUCUUUCAAGAUGUCAAACAAGUCCAAGCCACAAGCUAUGAAAUUAAAGAGGACGGUGCAUGUUAUUCUAGGAUUACAUGUAAUAUACAUGAUCUUAUGCAUGACAUUGCACUUUCUGUGAUGGGAAAGGAAUGUGCCUUGUCAACGGAGGAACCAUGCAAGAUUGAAUGUGUUGUUGCAGCUGAGGAACCAAGUAACAAUGAGUGGCUUCCAAACACCGCUCGACAUUUAUUUUUAUCAUGCAAGCAACCAGAGAAAAAAUUGAAUAGUGCUCUGGAGAGAAGCUCUCCAGCCAUCCAAACACUUCUGUGUGAUAGUUCUAUGGAAAAUUCAGCAUUGCAACAUCUGUCAAAAUACAACUCUUUGCAAGCAUUACAACUUUGUUUACACAGAAUAUCAUUUCCGUUGAAACCAAAGCAUUUACAUCAUCUGAGAUACCUAGAUCUCUCAAGAAGUUGUAUCAAGGCACUUCCCGAUGAUAUAAGCAUUAUGUACAACCUGCAAACUCUGAACCUCUCUGGUUGCAUAUAUCUUGGUGGACUUCCAAGACAACUGAAGUAUAUGACUACGCUCCGUCACCUUUACACUCAUGGUUGCUCACAGCUGAAGAGCAUGCCUAGAGAGCUCGGAAAGCUCACAUGCCUACAGACACUUACAUGCUUUGUAGCAGGCAGUGAGCCUGAUUGUAGUAAUGUUGGAGAGCUUGGGAAAUUAAACCUUGGUGGUCAACUAGAGCUACAGAAUCUAGAGAACGUCACAGCAAAAGAUGCAGCAGUGGCAAACCUCGUGAACAAGGAACUAAGAGAUCUGACAUUAAGAUGGUCUGCUGGAGAGACUGAAGAUGAUUCAAGAGUGCUCGAGAAUCUCAAACCUCAUGAUGGGUUGCAUGCUAUAAGGAUACACUUCUAUGGAUCCACCACGUUCCCAACAUGGGUGGCUAUGUUACAAAACAUUGUUGAGAUCCAUCUUUUUUAUUGUAGAAAACUACAAUGGUUGUUCAGCCAUGACUGUGAUACAACCUUCGCAUUUCCAAAACUAAAGCAUCUUACAUUGAAAGGUCUUGUCUGUUUGGAGAGAUGGUGGGAAAUAGGUAAUGGUGGGAUGCAAGAAGAGAUCAUGUUUCCUCUGCUUGAGAAGUUGCUUAUUGUGGACUGUAAAAAGUUGACAGCACUGCCAGGACAACCGACCUUCCCUAACCUCCAGGAGGCCAUUAUUCUGGAUUGUCCAAGGUUGACAACUGUAGCUAAAUCACCAAAGCUCAGUUUAUUACACAUCAUAGGACGUGAGGACCAGUUGUUGCUAUGGGUAGCUAGACAUAUGACUUCAUUGGCCGAGCUGACACUGUUUUGCCGUAAGGACAAUACAGAAACAACCCUGGCGGCGGCUGAGGAUGGUUUUAAGGAAGUGGUGGACGGUAAGGAAGAAUGGAAUGGUCAUGAUCUCCCUCUUGCAGUUUUGAAAUUAUGUCACUUUAAAUCAGUUCUACCAGGGAUGUUUGCAUGUUUCGUACACCUUCAAGAUUUAUCAAUUAUGUCAUGUGAUGCGCUCGUUCACUGGCCAGAAAGAGAGUUCCAAGCAUUGGUAUCCUUGAAGUGGCUUGAGAUCAAGUAUUGCAGUAAGCUGACUGGAUAUGCACCUGCCGAGCCAUCAACAUCAGCAGAAACGAGUCAGCUCCUGCCAUGUCUAGAGUAUAUGUAUAUAUCUGAUUGCAACAGCUUGGUUGAGGUCUUCAACAUCUCUGCAUCUCUCAGGUAUAUUGAAAUUUGUUGUUGCAGUAAGCUUGAGUCCCCAUUCGGCAGGAGGCUGCAGCAGGGUCAGUUAGCACCAUGGAUUCAUCAAGGGUCAUCUAGUGUACUGGAGGUGUCAUCAUCAUCAUCACCCAGAGCGGGGCCGAAGCAUUUACAAGUAAAUUUACGCAGGUGUGCUGGCUUAACAGGGCUCCUCCAUCUUCCCCCGUCCCUCAAGCGAAUAGCAAUUUCUCAUUGUGAUGGGUUGACGUCUCUGGAAGCUCCCUCAGGAGUGCUCUCAUGGCUGGAGAGCCUUCAGCUUUAUGAAUGCAAUACCCUAUCAUCCCUACCGGAUGCUCAAGCAUACUCAUCUCUCCGAUGUCUUGACAUUGACGACUGCCCUGGUCUGAAAACGCUCCCUGCAAGCCUGCAGCAACGACUGGGCAGCCUCGAGUGGGAAAGAAUAGAUGCCCAUCAUUAUGGAAAUAAGCCUGUGCUGCUGAAACCCAAGACAUGGAAAUAUGCCAUCCGUAAAGACUAGAGAGCAAUAAACAGAAACACGGGAAACAUGCCAUCCACAAUAUGGAAGUUGUCACGCAGGAUCCUCCCAGUCCACUUGGAGUAGAGCUAUUCUGUUGAAUGACGCACACAGGAACUGCUAGACAAGCAAUCAGAAGGCGUUCCCAACACUAUUGUCUUGUCAUUUUAUCCCCAGAAAGAGAUCUUAUUUGAACAAUAAGUACUUGUAUUUUCCACCUCUGCUUACCUACAGUCGUAUCGUAGUUUCUUUUUCUUUUCUUUUUUUCCAAGUAGCACCGCGAUGUGCUGCCGUCGGCACUGUCAGUUCCAAAAAUCAUGUCACAGUAAACCUCAUUUUAUCCAUGGACUUGU